Exophiala bonariae is the source of this 1653-nucleotide messenger RNA. RefSeq lists its product as uncharacterized. The transcript has a single exon. NCBI's taxonomy places the organism in Eukaryota, Fungi, Ascomycota, Eurotiomycetes, Chaetothyriales, Herpotrichiellaceae. Gene Ontology annotation, biological process: amino acid transmembrane transport. Gene Ontology annotation, molecular function: amino acid transmembrane transporter activity. The record is from RefSeq and is a predicted model, not a curated record. Gene Ontology annotation, cellular component: membrane. The coding region runs from base 1 to 1653 and encodes 550 amino acids.
AUGGAGCACGAAUCCAAAGAUAUCGAACAUGGCAAAGACAAUGAUGCCACUGUCGACGCACAAGACGAAGACCUCAAGAAUCUCCAGAACGAACACGAACAGCGAAAUGUCGGCACACUUGAUCGCAGACUGAAGUCGAGACAUGUUCAAUUCCUUGCGCUCUCCGGAGCAAUAGGCACUGGCCUUUUCGUAGGGAGUGGCCAGGCACUCUCUUUGGCGGGUCCACUGUCGACCUUCCUCGCAUAUCUGAUCACUGGAUUCAAUCUUUAUGCGGUAAUCAACAGCCUUGGUGAGAUGGCAACUUACCUGCCACUCCCUGGAGCAGUUCCUGUCUUUGCCGCACGCUUUGUCGACCCGGCACUUGGGUUCACCCUCGGUUGGAAUUACUGGUACCAAUUUGCCAUUGGUGUUCCAAUCGAGAUCUCUGCAAGCGCUGUGGUGAUCUCAUAUUGGCCAAACUCUGUCCCAAACGCUGCGUGGAUCACUAUUUUGUUUAUCCCAAUGGUCGUGGUCAAUUUGUUCCCCGUACGAAUCUAUGGGGAGGCAGAGUUUAUUUUCGGAACAGUCAAGUUGACUACUAUCGUUGGCCUGAUCCUGCUCAUGUUUAUCAUCACUCUCGGCGGAGCUCCUAAUCACGAUCGCAUCGGCUUCAGGUACUGGGAUGAUCCUGGCCCGAUGCUUGAGUACCUAAAAGAAGGAAGCCUUGGCCGUUUCCUUGCCUUCUGGAAAGUUUUCAUCCAAGCGACAUUCUCCUAUGGUGGCAGCGAGAUGGUAGUCGUCGCUGCUGGUGAGGCCGAGAACCCUCGACGAAAUAUUCCAAAAGCUGUGCGGAGAGUCUUUUGGCGUAUCGCUAUUUUCUACGUCCUAGCCAUCUUUCUCGUCAGUAUGUGUGUUUCCGCUGAAGAUCCCCGUCUGUUGAACGCAAUCAGCAGCUCGGCUCCCGGCGCUGCAGCAAGCCCGUUUGUCAUCGCCAUCACCAACGGUGGCAUUCCAGCCCUGCCUAGCAUCAUCAAUGCAGUCAUCCUGUCAUCAGCCUGGUCCGCGGGAAACGCAUUUUUCUAUGCAUCCACCCGUGUUCUCUACGCAACAGCCCUUGAUCACCGAGCGCCUGCAUUCCUUCGCUAUGAGAAAUUUGGUGUGCCAUAUGCAUGCGUCGGAGCCACCACGCUGCUCAGCCUGUUGGUAUAUCUCAAUGUCAGCGAAAACUCGGCGGAGGUCUUCUUCUGGAUAUCAAACCUGUCCGCGGUCUCCACGCUCAUUGUUUGGGCAAGUGUAUGCAUCACGUAUCUGCGAUUCUACUAUGGAUUGAAACAUAACGGCAUCUCUCGCUCAACACUGCCGUACAAGUCGCCUCUGCAGCCUUUCCUGGCAUACUUUGCGGUCUGUUUCUGUACGAUUGUCGCAUUCUUCAAUGGGUUCGAUGCCUUCUUCCCAGGACGGUUCUCCGCAAAGACUUUCAUACCGCCAUACAUUGACAUACCAAUAUUCGCAGCCCUGUUCUUAGGAUAUAAGUUUGUCAAACGCACGAAAAUCGUGAAGCUCAGUGAGAUGGAUCUUUGGUCUGGAAAGGCCGAGAUUGACAGGUUAGAGGGAACCUGGCCAGAGGUCAGGCCUAGGAACUUCCUAGAGAAGAUAUGGUUCUGGAUCGCCUAG